GCCCUGGACGCAGCGCUGCAAGACUCCAGGAAGGGCCUAUCGCGACCGAUAGAGUUCAACGCCUCGAUAGCUGCGACACGGUGCGACGACGCCUGCCAUGUGACGUAUUUAACCCCCGCCGCUACUCGACUACGACAUGCCCGCCACGCUGCCGCCGCCUUCCGCGCAUCCUCCGCACCGCACUGAAUGGCGCGCUCCCACAUCGCCGUCGCCCUGGGCGCGGCCCUCCUCGCCCUCCUGAUCUUCAGCCAGCUGGUCGUCGACCUGGGCUUCCCGAACAACGAGUUCUGGCACCGCCGCCUCGGGAGCUAUGGCGCCCCGCAGGACCAAUUCAUGAGCACCAAGCAGGUGGUCGAGGACCCCUCGCAGUACCUGAUCGGCGUGGGCAAGGCUGAUAUCACCGGCCCCGUCGUCGAGCUCAACCUCAUGGGCUACGCCAACUCGUCGCAGGUCGGGACCGGCCUCCGCCAGCGCAUCUACUCGCGCGCCUUCAUCGUUGGCAGCCCGAACGUGCCCGCCGAGCGCGUCGUGUACAUGGUGCUGGACACGCAGUCGGGCGACACGGCCAUCCGCAACGGCAUCCUGGAGGGCCUGCGCGCCCUGGGGUCCGAGUACGCCGUCUACACCAAGGACAACGUCGCCGUGACGGGCACCCACAGCCACUCCGGCCCGGGCGCCUGGCUCAACUACCUGCUGCCGCAGAUCACCAGCCUGGGCUUUGACAAGCAGAGCUACCAGGCCAUUGUCGACGGCGCCGUGCUGUCCAUCCAGCGCGCCCACCAGAGCCUGGCCCCGGGGACCGUCAGUGCCGCCACCGGGACCAUCGCCAACGCCAACAUCAACCGCAGUCUGUUCGCCUACCUGGCCAACCCGGCCGCCGAGCGCGCCCGCUAUGCCGACAGCGUCGACAAGACCAUGACGCUGCUCAAGUUCACGCGCGCCAGCGACGGCAAGGCUAUGGGUAUUCUGAACUGGUUCGCCACCCACGGCACCAGCAUGCUGGGCAACCAGACCCUGGUCACGGGCGACAACAAGGGCGUGGCCGCCUAUCUCUUUGAAGAAGCCGUUGCCGGCCAAGCCAACAUUGCCGACGGCUUCGUGGCCGGCUUCUCGCAGGCCAACGUCGGCGACACCUCCCCCAACGUGCUGGGCGCGUAUUGUGAAGACGGCACCGGCCAGCAGUGCCGGCUGAAUGAUUCGACCUGCGCCAACGGGAAGAGCCAGGACUGCCAUGGCCGCGGCCCCUUCUUCGGCCUGAACGACGGCGGCGCAAAGUCGUGUUAUGAGAUCGGCAAGCGCCAGGCCGACGGAGCACGCAGCAUCUUCACCUCCGCCAGCUUCACGACCCUCUCUGGCAGCGUGCGCGCCUUCCACAUCUUUGCCGACUUUUCCAACUACACCGUCACCCUCGCCAAUGGCUCGCGCGUCACCACCUGCCCCGCUGCCAUGGGCAACUCGUUCGCCGCCGGCACCACCGACGGGCCUGGUGCCUUCGACUUCGUGCAGAACGACCCGGGCGCGCCUCAGAACCCCUUCUGGAACGUCGUCGGCAGCGCCAUUUCGCCGCCCUCCGCCGCCCAGCGCGCCUGCCAGUACCCCAAGCCCGUGCUCCUCAACGUCGGCCAAGCCAACACCCCCUACCCCUGGUCCCCCAACAUCGUCGACAUCCAGGCCUUCCGCAUCGGCCAGCUGAUCAUCAUCGCCGCCCCCGGCGAGGCCACCACCAUGUCCGGCCGCCGCUGGCGUGAAGCCGUCGCCGCCGCCGCCGGCCCCCUGACCGCAAACCCCAUCGUCGUCCUCGGCGGCCCCGCGAACACGUACGCGCACUACAUCGCCACCGAGGAGGAAUACAGCAUCCAGCGCUACGAGGGCGCAUCCACUCUCUACGGCCCACACACCCUCGCCGCCUUCAUCGCCGCCACGCUAACCCACCUGCCCUACCUCCGCGACUCUCCGCCCGCGGCCACCAUCCCCCCUGGCCCCACCCCGCCCGACAACAGAGCCCGCAGCAUCUCCCUCAUCUCCGGCGUGCUCUUCGACUCCGCCCCGCUCGGCUCCUCGUUCGGCGCCGUCCGCACCGCCCCCAGCGCUUCCUACGUGUCCGGCGCCAUCGUCCGCGUCGCCUUCGUCGGCGCCAAUCCGCGCAAUAAUCUGCGUCUCGGCGGCACGUUCGCGGCCAUCGAGCGCGAUGUCAACGGCGUCUGGACGCAGAUCAAGAACGACGAGGACUGGGACGUCGUGUACGAGUGGACGCGGCUGAAUGGGUUGACGGGCACGAGCGAGGUCAGGGUGAGUUGGGACACGGGGAUCAGCGGGGCCGUCGCGGGACGGUACAGGGUGCGGUAUUUCGGGGACGCGAAGGCGGUGGGCGGGACGAUUACGGCGUUUGAGGGGAGUGCCGAGUUUCGCAUCGUGUAGGGGGUUUGUUUCGAUGCGAUGCGGACGACAAGAGGAGAGGCGUUGUGUGCGUUCUGUACAGAGAUGGGGGGUCCUGGCGCUUAGAGCUCGCUCUUAAUGUGUAGCUCGCUCUUAAUGUGUAGCUCGCUCUUAAUGUGUAGCUCGCUCUCAAUGUGGUUCCCUAGGCCAUGAAGCUAUCUGUUUUUUCAAGUGCAGUUUUCUGCUAUUCUACAAAGUCAAAGCGCGUCCUGUUCCCUUCCCGGCUCCCAACUUAGCCGUCACUUCUUCACCUCGCGGGCUUCCUUCUGCUCUUCGGCUCUUCUGCUCUUCUGCUCUUCUGCUCUUCUGCUCUUCUGCUCUUCUGCUCUUCUGCUC
This is a messenger RNA of Boeremia exigua, 2772 nucleotides long. Its product is annotated as neutral ceramidase precursor. Gene Ontology annotation, cellular component: extracellular region. The transcript has 2 exons. Gene Ontology annotation, biological process: long-chain fatty acid biosynthetic process; ceramide catabolic process; sphingosine biosynthetic process. Bases 187 to 2418 code for a protein of 743 amino acids. The record is from RefSeq and is a predicted model, not a curated record. Gene Ontology annotation, molecular function: N-acylsphingosine amidohydrolase activity. NCBI's taxonomy places the organism in Eukaryota, Fungi, Ascomycota, Dothideomycetes, Pleosporales, Didymellaceae.